UACGAUACUGUCUAACAGAUCAUUUGUGUCUUUGUGUACAUCUUGUUGCUAUCAUUUUAGCCCAAAGUGUUCUAUGUUGCCUUUUAGAGCACAGUAGUUUUUUAAUACAGUACAUCGUCCUAGCGAUUUGCGCGUACCGUUGUACGGAUAUAGUAAGAUCGUCAUGCGAUUCGCCUGCAACCUUAUACAUAGUGAUAUAAAGCUGAUGUUAAUGGCUGUCCUCACCAUUUGAACACAAGGAAAUCCAUUUAAGGUCAAUUCAUCUGUGCAAUUUAUCAAGACUACAGUAAAUGAUGGUGCACAUUGAUCGUGUCAAGUGGAAGUUUACGAUAAGGGUGACGACCCCAAGUAGUUGGAAUUAAGGCGAGGAAGAAAAAGAAGAUAUUUCAGUGCUUAUUACAUUUACAAUACUUCUCGAGAAAUUAAAAGAACUUUUAUUCUUUUGAGAUGGCAUCUAUUGCAAACAAAUUUCGACCUUUAUUUGAUAGAGAAUUGGUGAAAAGAGUUGAAGCUUUGAAACAAACUAAAGGAGGUAUAAUUUUGCCUGAAAAUUCUGCUAAAAAGGUUUUGGAAGGAGCUGUUGUUGCAGUAGGCCCGGGAGGACGAAAUCAGAAAGGGAGGUAUGUACCAAUGGAUAUAAAAGUAGGUGAUAGAGUAUUGUUGCCUGAAUAUGGUGGAACUAAACUUCAAUUAGAGGAAGAUGAUUCUUAUACUAUCUUCAAAGAAUCAGAUUUGCUUGCUAAAAUCGAAAAAUAAAGAAAUUCCAAAUUAUGACUGAUUAAUUUAAUAUAUAAUAAUUAUUAUAAACAUUUGAAUAUUUUUCUCUUGUGAAAGUGCCAACUAUAUCAGCUCCAAUAAUAACUAUAUUACUUAUUAUUAUUUCUUUUCCAACUUGUUUUAAUAAAAAUGUUAAUUUCAAUGAGUUGCUUAUAAUGUUAAUAUAAGAUUUUUUAUGUA
Daktulosphaira vitifoliae (grape phylloxera) is the source of this 957-nucleotide messenger RNA. RefSeq names its product 10 kDa heat shock protein, mitochondrial-like. Lineage: Eukaryota; Metazoa; Arthropoda; Insecta; Hemiptera; Phylloxeridae. Gene Ontology annotation, molecular function: protein folding chaperone; ATP binding; metal ion binding. The transcript is spliced from 3 exons. Gene Ontology annotation, cellular component: mitochondrial matrix. The record is from RefSeq and is a predicted model, not a curated record. The coding region runs from base 448 to 756 and encodes 102 amino acids.